Hordeum vulgare subsp. vulgare (domesticated barley) is the source of this 1276-nucleotide messenger RNA. RefSeq names its product guanine nucleotide-binding protein subunit beta-like protein A. The transcript has 2 exons. Gene Ontology annotation, biological process: rescue of stalled cytosolic ribosome; positive regulation of protein phosphorylation. Gene Ontology annotation, molecular function: protein kinase C binding; ribosome binding; translation regulator activity. Gene Ontology annotation, cellular component: cytosol; nucleus. The coding region runs from base 81 to 1079 and encodes 332 amino acids. Lineage: Eukaryota; Viridiplantae; Streptophyta; Magnoliopsida; Poales; Poaceae. The record is from RefSeq and is a predicted model, not a curated record.
CUUUCCUUCUCAUCUCUAGCCUGCGCCGCCGCCUCCACCGCACCCCCCGAAAACCCUAGCGCUCGCUUCGCCACACCACCAUGGCCGGCGCGCAGGAGUCCCUCGUGUACGCCGGUGUGAUGCGUGGCCACAACGACGUGGUCACGGCCAUCGCGACACCCAUCGACAACUCGCCCUUCAUCGUCUCCUCUUCCCGCGACAAGUCGCUGCUCGUCUGGGACCUCACCAACCCCAUCCAGGCCACCCAGGACACCAGCUCCGAGUACGGCGUCCCCUUCCGCCGCCUCACAGGCCACGGCCACUUUGUCCAGGACGUCGUCCUCAGCUCCGACGGCCAGUUCGCGCUCUCCGGAUCCUGGGACGGCGAGCUCCGCCUCUGGGACCUCUCCACCGGGGUCACCACCCGCCGCUUCGUCGGCCACGAGAAGGACGUCCUCUCCGUCGCCUUCUCUAUUGACAACCGACAGAUCGUCUCCGCGUCCCGCGACCGCACCAUCAAGCUGUGGAACACCCUCGGUGAGUGCAAGUACACCAUCGGCGGUGACCUUGGAGGCGGCGAGGGCCACACCGGCUGGGUGUCCUGCGUCCGUUUCUCCCCCAACAACUUCGCCCCGACCAUCGUCUCGGGCUCAUGGGACCGCUCCGUCAAGGUCUGGAACCUCACCAACUGCAAGCUCCGCUGCACUCUUGAUGGCCAUGGUGGGUAUGUUAGUGCCGUUGCGGUCAGCCCAGACGGUUCACUCUGCGCCUCUGGUGGCAAGGAUGGCGUCACUUUGCUGUGGGAUUUGACCGAGGGCAAGAGACUCUACUCGCUGGAUGCGGGAUCCAUUAUCAACUCACUUUGUUUCUCGCCGAACCGCUACUGGCUCUGCGCGGCGACACAGGAUUCCAUCAAGAUCUGGGAUCUUGAGUCAAAGCACAUCGUGCAGGACCUUAGGCCCGAGGUCCCAGUCUCCAGCAAACAGAUGCUCUACUGCACUUGCUUGAGCUGGAGCGCGGAUGGCAGCACUCUCUAUGCUGGUUACACUGAUGGAACCAUUCGCAUCUACAAGAUCUCUGGGUUCAGCUACUCUAGCUAGAUUAUGUAUCUUGUUUUAGUGGCCUCUGUUCCGGUAAAACGGCUGUGGUAUCUUCUUUUUUUUGACUGUCUUGAGGCGUAAUAUCUGCCUUGGUACUUAUGCUUAAUUUACUAUCUGUGUCUUAGCCGCAGUCAUGAUCUCAUGGAUAAUGCAUCGUUUGUUGGUUUUGGCUGUUCAAUAUAUUAUCUCGUGAAUCA